Trifolium pratense (red clover) is the source of this 786-nucleotide messenger RNA. RefSeq lists its product as uncharacterized. The record is from RefSeq and is a predicted model, not a curated record. Bases 1 to 786 code for a protein of 261 amino acids. The transcript has 2 exons. Lineage: Eukaryota; Viridiplantae; Streptophyta; Magnoliopsida; Fabales; Fabaceae.
AUGGGGCUGGACGAUAACGCCUGGUGCGCGUAUCACAGGUGUAGAGGUCACUCCACAGAAAAAUGCUUCCGCUUAAGGGAUUUAAUUGAAGAACUAAUAAAAAGCGGACACCUUCGAAAAUUCAUUGACGACGCCGCCCAAGGGCGGGUUGUCGUGCCAAAAGUUCCCCGGCAGGAGCCACGAGACCCUCCUGGGCCAAACAGAGAGCCUCCCAAGGGGAGAAUCUCCGUGAAUACAAUAGCGGGAGGAUUCUCAGGCAGGGGCGAAUCAAGCUCAGCAAGGAAAAGGUAUGUACGCCGAGCCAUCUCGGAGAUAUACCUCGUAAGUCAACCUCAGCCAUUAGACGUACCGGAUUUGGCAUUCACGGCAAAGGAUGGUUUGGAGGUAGCACCCCAUGACGAUGAUCCCUUAGUGAUACAAGUCCAAAUUUUGAACUGUGAUGUAAAAAGAGUACUGAUAGAUUCGGGGAGUUCAGCAGACAUUAUGGGCGGCCAUGUCCACUCUAUACCUAGCAAUAAAAUACCCCCUCGAGAAUGGGGGAGUAGGAACAGUAAGGGGCGAUCAGAUUCUCGCCAAGAAGUGCUACGAGUCCAGCUUAAAGAUACGACACCGAACUUCCAGCGCAAGCGGGAAAUUCGAAAGAAGACAAGCCGCAACUCCAGGCGGCAUAAACAUGAUAGAGAGCGCAGAUAUGGAUCCAAGGGAGGAAUUCCAAGAUCGAAGGGUAAGCCCUAUAGAAGACCUGGAGCAGGUUCAAAUUGGCGAUUACCCUCACCAGACAACUAG